AUGACCUUCAUGACCGAUCUAGCCAUGGCCCCGCAGCCGGCCACCCGAAAGCGCCAGCACUCUGAUGAGGUGGAUCUGUCUGAUGACGAUCUCGGAUCAUCGCCAAAGUCCUCAACUCCCUCGAUGGAGGAUGACCGUAGGGCGCACCACAACGAGCUGGAGAGAAGACGGCGUGACCAUAUCAAGGACCAUUUCACGAACUUGAAAGAAGCCAUCCCGCAACUUAACGGAGAAAAGUCCUCCCGCGCCCUCAUCCUCAAGCGCGCCGUAGAAUACAUCAACGCGUUGCAGUCGAAUUUAACGCAAAAUCAGCGGGAUUUCGAGCAGAUCAAGAGGAGGAACGAGCAGUUGGAGGCUAAAUUAUGCCAACGUGACGUCAUCCCGGUGGACCAUCUCCUCUCCUACCAACUAUCCAGCCAAAUUGCCUCGACUUCGGUGAAGCAAAUGGCCCAGCAGCAACAAAUCCCCGCUCCCGUGCCCGUCACGCCACCCACCGUACCCACCAGCACGCCCCUCUCCCUCCUCCAGCUCCCGAACCUCACCCAAAAUGAGCUCUACCAGCUGCUGCUCAACUCGUCCCCCAUCCAACAGCAAUCUCCUCCAUUUACGGCGCCAGUCUCCACCCACUCCUUCAACACGCUAAUGACGCCGAACCUGCAGCUGUUGAGCCUCAAUGAUCAGCUACACAGAGCCAUGGUCCAGCCUUAC
This is a messenger RNA of Mesorhabditis spiculigera, 708 nucleotides long. NCBI's taxonomy places the organism in Eukaryota, Metazoa, Nematoda, Chromadorea, Rhabditida, Rhabditidae. The record is from the annotation of a GenBank genome assembly.